Molecule: messenger RNA, 1134 nt
Organism: Amoebophrya sp. A25
Lineage: Eukaryota; Dinophyceae; Syndiniales; Amoebophryaceae
Source: the annotation of a GenBank genome assembly
CUUUUUUGACGAUGUCGACAUUCUCAUGGCGGCACACCCAGUAGUUUGUUUCAAUCCGCUGUACGCGCAGAUCGCGCAAACGGGUACAGAUGUCCUCGCUGCAGGAGGCGAUGCCAAUGACCGAGAGGCACUUGAGAUCCGCAGACUCUUCCGAGACGAACUACUGGGUACAGGACCUAUCGGGGCAGCCAGUUAUCGUCCGACCACGGUCGAAGAGGUGGAUGUUCGCGGAAACGGUCGCAGCGUCUCUGCCGCGGAGAUGGCGCGAGAGGUCGCCGUGAAACGCAGAGAAGCGCGCACCGCGAACAGCCCGCCAAAGGCUGCGGCGGUGUUCGAUCGCAAGACGGGGAAAGGGUUUCAGCACAUUCCGCGAGGACGACUGGAACUCGACGAGCCACCAUCAGUAACCGGUUCUGAAUCAGAAGAUAUUGGGAAAAAUGUUGAGAGGGAAGACGCCGAUGCAAGUGCUGCUGCGUUUCAUCAGAAUUUCAAUUUUAUCCACACCAAUGCUGCAAAUGCAGGGCCGAGUGCGGUGCUUACUGGACUACUCCCCGAGUUUGGUGGCAAGAAGCCCGCCUACCAGUACACAGCCGCGACUGCUCCUGAGGAGGACUCUAAGAAAGAGGACGGAGUAGGCAAGUUCGAAGCUCUGUUGACGGGUGGAGUUGCGAAUGCGAGUCAACAAACUGGUGGGGGCGAACAUAGUGCUCACCUUUCGUCCAAAGAAGUAAAGGCUCAACAACAAGCGACGGCGCCGCACUAUCAAACAGAGGAGUACCAAGAGUUGGCGAAAACAACGCGAAUGAAGCUCCUCCGCGAAGCGCUGUGCAAAAUGGAAGACAUGACGGAGGCGGGGAGUUGUCCAGAGUGCGGCUGUUUGGUUCGGUCAGAACCUCUGGGUGCGGUCGAGAGCGAUACGGAAUCGGUGCAUAACGAAUCCGAUCUCACGCGUAUCAAGCAGCUGGAAGCACAACUGGCCGAGAGCAAAUACCAGUGCGAUGAACUGAAGGCGGAGAUUCGAGUCCAGAAAGCCGAAAUGAAGGACAUGGAAGAGCAAGUCGUGACGCAGAAGAACGAAAUCCGCACACUGCAACGCGAAGUGGAUAAGAAGAACGAGAUGCUUGUGAAUGUAGG